Ambispora gerdemannii is the source of this 236-nucleotide messenger RNA. NCBI's taxonomy places the organism in Eukaryota, Fungi, Glomeromycota, Glomeromycetes, Archaeosporales, Ambisporaceae. The record is from the annotation of a GenBank genome assembly.
AUGUCAGAUCAGUGCUCGAAUCAAAAUGUCGUCUCUUUCACCCGUACACCUCAUGGGUAUCUCAAACAAUGCCUCACAAAUAUCGAAACUCAAAACUGUGUUCCUUCUCAGCAAGAAUUCAAUGAAACUUCUCCUGAUCUUGUCUCCAAACGUACCCGGGCAUUUACCCCAGAUGAAGAAAGCCAGGAUAGUGACUCUGAAUAUCCUUCUACCAGACAAACUAAAGAAAAAAACAA